This is a messenger RNA of Prorocentrum cordatum, 1195 nucleotides long. The record is from the annotation of a GenBank genome assembly. NCBI's taxonomy places the organism in Eukaryota, Dinophyceae, Prorocentrales, Prorocentraceae.
AGUCACUUUGGCUGGAGAGCGACGCCCGCCUGCCCUUCGGACGUUGCCACUCUCUCGGCGGAGGCGGCGCCUGCGGCGGCCAUGGUGGACGUGGUGAAGGCGCCUCGGGGCGCCUGGAGCAUGCCGAUGAAGGUCGACCUCGGCGACGCAAGGCGCAAGGAGAUGCCGAUGAAGGUCGGCAUCGGGGACCUCGACCCCACGCCGAGCAGCAGCUUCUCCACCAACGCCCCCGCAGAGAAUGACCUGGAGCCCUUCGAGGACAGCAGCCAGGUGGACAUCUCCUUCAUGGAGGAGGACGAGGAGGAGGCGGAGGAGGCGGCCUACUACCCAGGGCUGUGGGGCACGCAGGAGCGGUGGGACGAGAGCCAGGUGUUCUGGCCCCCUUGUCACGAGGAGGCGUGGUGCGCGAGCGGCCCGUGGGGGGCACAUGGCCCCCAGGACGCCUGGUACCCGCACGGGCAGCUGGUGCACGGGCAUUUCGUCGCUGCGGCUGCGCAGCUGCUGGCUUCCGGGAUGCACCCCGGGUGCUGGGCGCCGCGGCCGCGGGGCGCCGCCCGGGCCAGGCCGGCGAGGGCGCAGGCCGCCGCGGCGGAGCCGAAAGCGGAGCCGAAGGCGGCCUCCAGAGCUGCCAAGGAGAGGGGGCGCGCCGCAGCGGAGAGGGAGUCCGUCGUGAUGCCGGGAGAGGCCACCACCAUCAUGAUGCGCAACUUGCCGAACAAGUACACCCGAGACUCGCUACUGGAGCUUCUGGCAGAAGAGGGUUUCGCGGGGCUCUACGAUCUGGCACGGUGGCGGAUACUUGCCCGUGGACUUCAACACGCAGGUGGGCCUGGGUUAUGCCUUUGUCAACCUCGUCAGCCCUGCGCAUGCGAAGCGCUUCGCGGAACAUUUCGAUGGGUUCUCUGGCUGGACAGGUGUCGUUGGGAGCCAGAAGGUCUGCAGGGUGUCGUGGAGCGACGCCGUGCAGGGAGUCGAGGCACACGUGGAGCGAUACAGGAACAGCCCGGUGAUGCACUCGUCCGUGCCUGACGAGUACAAGCCCCAGCUGUUCAAAGACGGCCAGCCCAUUCCAUUUCCCGCCCCGACGGGAAGGGUCAAGGCGCCCCGCGCAAGGCGCAGCGGCUACCUCCCGUCGUGAAAGUGGCUUCAGGUGCCAGCCAGCGUGGCCGCCAUUUGUGUGUACGGGAGGGGGGAG